AUGCCCACCGCGGAGGUCAACUACCCCUUGGCUUCUCCGGGGCCCCGUGCAGAGCUGAAGGGGCCACGGCUCCGGCUCCAGUCACGUCUGGCUCAGCUGCUCCUCGGUGUUUAUGAAGCCAAUCAGAAGCAGAGGUGUUUGUGGCUCUUCCUGUUUGUGAACUGUGCCAAAGACCUGAUCCGGGACCGGUCCAAACCCACGGCCUGGUUCCUGUCAUCCAUCACUGGGACCAUUUAG
Knipowitschia caucasica is the source of this 237-nucleotide messenger RNA. The record is from the annotation of a GenBank genome assembly. NCBI's taxonomy places the organism in Eukaryota, Metazoa, Chordata, Actinopteri, Gobiiformes, Gobiidae.